This is a messenger RNA of Varanus komodoensis (Komodo dragon), 2989 nucleotides long. It is a transcript of the gene ADAM22, whose product is annotated as ADAM metallopeptidase domain 22. Gene Ontology annotation, molecular function: metalloendopeptidase activity. The coding region runs from base 125 to 2707 and encodes 860 amino acids. Gene Ontology annotation, biological process: proteolysis. Gene Ontology annotation, cellular component: postsynaptic density membrane. The record is from RefSeq and is a predicted model, not a curated record. NCBI's taxonomy places the organism in Eukaryota, Metazoa, Chordata, Lepidosauria, Squamata, Varanidae. The transcript is spliced from 29 exons.
GAGAAGCCGGCGGCGGGAGCGCCUUUCCCGUCCAGCACCACCAUGCCAGCCGCCUGGUGAUCCUCGCUCAUUGCGGGCAGGAGGGAGGGAGGGCCCCCCACCGCUCUCGCUGUCAGAGCCAGCCAUGCAUCCAGUGACUCCUCUGCUCUCCUUGACGCUCUGUGCCUUCGGGAUGCUCUCUGGAACUCGCUCCAGCCGGGCAGGAGACGCCUUGUUGACGGAGAUGCAGCGAAGGGAUGGGGACCGUUUUGUGGACAGGCAAAGCAUCGUCCCUUUCCGGCUGAUCUACAGCACAGACCAGGCCAACGAAACUCAACACCACGGGCUCAACACCUGCAUCGGGAGCAGCUUCGAUGGCAAGCAGUCCACUCAUAUUGCCCGAGCCAGCUUCCAGGUUGAUGCUUUUGGAUCUUCCUUCAUCUUGGAUGUAGAAUUAAAUCAUGAUCUGCUGUCUUCAGAAUACCUUGAGAGGCAUAUAGAACAUGGUGGGAAGAUGGUGGAAGUUAAAGGAGGAGAACACUGUUACUACCAAGGCCGCAUCCGAGGGAAUUCACCAUCCUUUGUUGCUCUGUCAACAUGUCAUGGACUUCAUGGCAUGUUCUAUGAUGGGAAUCACACGUAUGUUAUUGAGCCAGAAGAAAAGUACAAUUCACAUGAAGAAACCCAGUCACACUCUGUCUACAAAUCCAGAUUAUUUGAAUUUUCUCUGGAUGAUCUUCCAUCUGAAUUCUGGCACAUGAAUGCCACAUCACAGAAGUUCAUUGUGAAACCAAGUCAUAAAAGAAGAAAAAGGCAGGUCCAUCAGAAUGCAAGCAAAUUUGAAAAGGAAACAAAAUAUGUUGAGCUAAUGAUUGUUAAUGAUCAUCUAAUGUUGAAAAAGCACCGUUUAUCAGUUGGCCACACAAACAGCUUUGUGAAAUCGGUUGUGAACAUGGCAGAUACAAUCUAUCAAGAACAACUGAACACCAGGAUAGUCUUGGUUGCCAUGGAAACCUGGGGUACAGAUAACAAGUUCACCAUAUCUGAAAACCCACUGGUGACUCUGCGUGAGUUUAUGAAAUAUAGGCGAGAUUUUAUCAAAGAGAAAAGUGAUGCGGUUCACCUUUUUUCGGGGAGUCAGUUUCAGAGCAGUCGCAGUGGGGCAGCCUACAUUGGUGGCAUUUGCUCACUCCUGAAAGGUGGCGGUGUGAAUGAGUUUGGAAAGCCGGAUUUAAUGUCCGUUACAUUGGCACAGUCUUUAGCUCACAAUCUUGGUAUUUUUUCAGACAAGAGAAAACUGCAGAGUGGUGAGUGCAAGUGUGAGGAUACAUGGUCUGGAUGCAUAAUGGGAGACACGGGCUAUUACCUUCCAAACAAGUUCUCCAAAUGUGAUAUUGAAGAGUAUCAUGAAUUUUUAAAUAAUGGAGGUGGUGCCUGCCUUUUCAAUGAGCCUUCCAAGCUCCUUGAUCCUCCAGUAUGUGGCAACAAGUUUGUUGAAGCUGGAGAAGAGUGUGAUUGUGGCAGUGAAACAGAAUGUCGUGCUGAAGGUAAAGAUUGCUGUAAGGCCUGCAGUCUAACUGCUAACUCUCAGUGCAGUAAUGGACUUUGCUGUACCAAAUGUCAGUUUGAAGCCAAAGGUGUUGUAUGUAGAGAAGCUGUGAAUGAUUGUGAUAUUCCAGAAACUUGCUCAGGAGACUCCAGUCAGUGUUCUCCAAAUCUGCACAAAAUGGAUGGGUAUUCAUGCGACAAUGGGCAGGGCAUUUGUUUUGGAGGACGAUGUAAAACAAGAGACAGGCAGUGUAAAUAUAUUUGGGGAGAAAAAGUAACCUCUGCUGAUAACUACUGCUAUGAGCGGUUGAAUAUAGAAGGAACUGAGAAAGGUAACUGUGGCAGAGAGAAAGAUACUUGGAUACAGUGCAAGAAUGAGGAUGUUCUUUGUGGAUAUCUUCUGUGUUCCAAUAUUGUCUCCAACAUCCCAAGACUUGGAGAGCUGGAUGGUGAGAUCACAUCAAUUUCUCUCCAAAAUUUGGACAAGUCCUACAUCUGCAGUGGUGCUCAUGUCAAGUUAGAGGAGGAUGCAGACCUUGGCUACGUUGAAGAUGGGACGCCUUGUGGUCCUGAAAAGAUAUGCUGGGAGCACAGAUGUCUUCCUGUGGAGUCUUUCAACUUCAGCUCAUGCCCUGGAAGCACAGACGGCAAUAUUUGUUCAGGACAUGGAGUUUGCAGUCAUGAAAUACAGUGUGUCUGCGAGGAGUUCUGGACAGGUAUGGAUUGCAGCAAGCACCUCACAGAACCAAGAAUUGAUGAAGAUUUGCACAAUUCAGGUGUCACUAGCACAAAUAUUAUUAUAGGUGCUAUUGCUGGUUCCAUUCUAGUAUUGGCUCUGAUUUUGGGCAUCACUGCAUGGGGUUACAAGUCAAACGGAUUAUCUCAUUCAUGGAGUGAAAGAAUCCAAGAUGCGAAGAACCUUUCGGACAUCUGUCAAAAUGGGAGACCACGGAGUAACUCAUGGCAAGGUAAUAUAGGUGGCAACAGAAAAAAGGUGAAAGGCAAAAGAUUUAGGCCACGAUCUAAUUCAACUGAGACUCUUUCUCCUGCAAAGUCUCCAUCAUCAUCUACUGGCUCCAUUGCCUCCAGCAGAAAAUACCCCUACCCAAUGCCUCCUCUUCCUGAUGAGGAGAAAAAGGCCAGCAGAGCAGGUGCCAGGCUAUGGGAGACUUCCAUUUAGUUCCAAAGCUGACCCAAGAACUGUUUACUUCAGAUUUUAUAUGAACUCAGCAUCACUGAGUUGCUGACCAUUCAUCUGCUAAACGGACAAUUGGACGGGAUUGGCAUGCAGCAAGCAAGUUCUCCUGAUGAAGGACAAGUCCAUUUUCUGCACCUGACAAGGAUUUUAUUAAUCAUAAGUAAAGAACAACCAAACUGUUAAAAAUAUUAACCUGGAAUAUAUGGGAUUGAAUAUGAUAAGAUGAUUCCGCAUGAUGACAGAUAAUAUGUAGACAUUCUGAUA